GGCUAGUGAGUAUAUAACCUGUCCAACAGCUCUUGGACAUCGUUUCCAGGUCACCAACCAUUUUCCCACCUCAGUCUCUCUUUUUUGGUCUUUCGCCAAGGGCAUUUCACUCGUUCUUUACCCUUGAACAUAGACAGUCUAUCCUUACAUUUUUUUAAUUUCAAACGUACAGCCUAAUCACCAUGCGUUCAAGCAUCGUCCUCCUCGCCACCUUGGCGACCUAUGCUCUCGCUCUCCCUACCAACCUGGCCUUUGACCGGAGGGGUGUUCAGCUCACCAACGUGGUCGCUGAUGUGGUCGCUGAUAUCGAGGCCGACCUCACUCCCUUUGUCAACGGCCUGCUCGGCAUCCACACCGUCAGUGGCCUUGGAGCGAAGGGAGCCGCUGCCUUGGAGGGAUGCGCCCUCGGCCUCAAGGCUGGUCUGUUCGAUGCCGGUGCUAAGGCACAGCUGCACGCUUGGCUGAGCGGCUCGUCUGCUGUAUUCUUCGAUGCUUCUCUCAAGACUGCCGUGAUGGAUUGGUGCACGGGUGACGACUCUCUGACUGUCUCCGUGGACGUCGUUGCCGGUUUGUCUAUGUAUGUCCCGGCGACUGCCCAGGUUGCUGCCCAGGGCGGCCUUACUGUCACUCUCGACGGUGUCGUCACUGCUGCCGAUGUUAAGAAGCACGCAGUCAUUGGUGUCUCUGCUCAGGCGUCUCUUGCUGCUUUCCUUUCCUCAGCAGUUGGCCUUGAUGCCAAUGUCAAGGCUGGUCUUCACCUCGGUGCCGCUGGUGGUCUGUCUCUUGGAUUGUCUGCGGAUGUCAAGGCCGCUCUUCAGGCCUACGUUUCCAGUGCUGACUGCGCUCUCUCGGUUGAGCUGAAGACAACUGUUCUCAACUGGCUCAGCGGCACUAUUGAAGGUGCUGUUGUCGCCAUUGAGGACCUCGUCGAGACCGCCCUGUCCUCCCUCUCCGUCGGUGCUUCCAUCUCUGCCCACGUCGAGGCCGGUGGUGCUCUGUCUAUUGCCGCUCAGGCUUCUCUGGGAGCCUUCCUGUCUGCCGACGUCUCCGCAAAGGUCGACGCUGAUAUCAAGGCCUCUCUCCAGGUUGCUGUCCAGGGUGGACUGGCCAAGACCCUGAGCGUGGAUGCCCGGGUUGCUCUGACUGCUUGGCUUGCUAGUGUCGACUGCCAGCUUACCGCUGAGCUUAAGGGAAUUCUGCUCUUCUGGCUCAACAUUGGCUCCGAGGUUGACAGCGUUGUUACUCUCGCUGUUGACGAAAUCUCCAAAAUCACUGCUUUCCUGGAGAGCAGCGUCGGCACCUCCCUUAGUGCUGUCCUCCGUGGCGCGAUUGCUGUGGCUGCUGCGGGUGAGGAUGUUCUCUCUCUGUCUGCAGAUGCCGUCGCCGAGCUGUCUGCUCUUCUUUCCGGCUCCGUUAACAUCGACAUUGAUAUCGACGUCAAGAUCGCUCUUAUCAACUGGACCACUCGUACCGCUACCAGCAAGAUCACGUCCACCACCGGUACCGCUACCUCCGUGCCUGCUCUCCCCAGUGCCAGCGCCGUGAAGGUGCCAACCGCCUCCAUGGUUAGCAAUGUCAAGCCUGUUCCCAGUGUCUCUGCCCCUGCUGUCAACGUGCCCAGCGCCUCUACCGUUGUCCCCGACGUUCCUGUUGCGUCUGCUCCCGCUGUCAAGGUGCCCAGUGCCUCAUCUGUUGUCGUUCCCAACGUUCCUGUUGUGUCUGCGCCGGCCGUGUCUGGCGUUCCCAGCGCUUCCGUUCCCACUCUGAAGAGCGUCGCCAGCAGCGUCCCCAGCGGUGUUUCUGGCAUCACCAACAACAACAGCGACAACAACGUCCCCAGCCUGCCCAACGCCACUGGCACCCCCAGCAUCCCCGUUGGCGGCUCUACUUCGACCACCAGCUCUAGCGUGACCGAGUCCUCCAGCGUUAUCUACCGCGGCGGUAAGACCGUCGUUGGCUCCAGCGAGAUGGAGAGCAGCACCAGCUGCACCUGCCAGCAGAAGUCGAACUAAAAGGACUAAAACUCCUUUUCUUUCUUCUCGACUCAGCUAACGAACGAACGGUUUCUUCCAAGAUGUCAAAAUAUAAAUCAAGAGUAAAUAGAUUCUGCCUUUUCCCCUGGCCCAUUCUUCAUCUCUCCAGUCAGUGGCGGGCGACGCUUCCACCAAAUGGAACGAAGGGAGGAGUUAAAACUUGAGCGGAGGCCAUCUUGUAUCUAGCUUUACGUUCAAUUUU
Messenger RNA from Paecilomyces variotii, 2235 nucleotides. RefSeq lists its product as hypothetical. Lineage: Eukaryota; Fungi; Ascomycota; Eurotiomycetes; Eurotiales; Thermoascaceae. The transcript has a single exon. Bases 183 to 2012 code for a protein of 609 amino acids. The record is from RefSeq and is a predicted model, not a curated record.